AUCUUAUUCAGUGCGAGCUGAGUAUAUUUAGCAGGCAGACUGUCAGUGUCGCUUUCUAUUUCCGCCGGCAGCCAUGUUUAAUGUUGUAAGGAACUGCACUGCCCAGAUUUUGAGGGCUGCAAAUCCUGUUUUAAACAAGUCAACUGCAAUUAAUGCUACCCUUAGACCAGCCGCAGGUUUUCAUAGUUCUCAAUCGAACAAUGAAGCCGCCCAAAGUGCAACCAAGGGAACCCAAACAGCAGCUAAACCUGGAGUAGGACAGGUUGUAGCCGUUAUUGGUGCCGUUGUAGAUGUUCAGUUUGAAGAAGGUCUACCACCAAUCUUGAAUGCUUUGGAAGUUCAGAAUCGAUCCCCAAGAUUGAUCUUGGAGGUUGCCCAGCAUCUUGGAGAGAACACUGUAAGAACUAUUGCUAUGGAUGGUACCGAAGGUCUCGUUAGAGGUCAGCAAUGUGUAGAUACAGGCGAUCCCAUCACGAUUCCAGUAGGACCAGAGACCCUUGGAAGAAUUAUCAACGUUAUUGGUGAACCCAUCGAUGAGAGAGGUCCAGUAAACGCUAAGGCUACUGCCGCUAUCCACGCAGAAGCUCCAGAAUUCGUAGAAAUGUCUGUUGAACAAGAAAUUUUGGAAACUGGUAUCAAGGUUGUCGAUCUUUUGGCCCCUUAUGCUAAGGGAGGAAAGAUUGGUCUCUUUGGUGGUGAGUAG
Molecule: messenger RNA, 703 nt
Organism: Dimorphilus gyrociliatus
Lineage: Eukaryota; Metazoa; Annelida; Polychaeta; Dinophilidae
Source: the annotation of a GenBank genome assembly